UCCUUUGUGCAUUUUCUAGUAUUUUGUAUGGAAUAUUUAGGUGCUUGUGUCAUUACCUUGUGAUUGGGUUCCAUAACACUUCACCUCUGACAAGUCCUGUUGUAGCCAUUGAGAAUUUACUUGGAUACAGAAAUGUUGGCUUUAACUUUGAAAUCAUAUUUUUGUGAUAGUGCAGCACUGUCCUGAGACAUCAAGGCAUCUUCAGAGGUGAUGUAGGCUGAGGUGAAAGGGAUCAUAUGUUAGUGCAGUGACACUGUUCCUCCUUCCCUCGCUGCUUAGGUGUGCCUAUACAGUGUCUUUCUCUGUAAAAGAUACUAAUAUUUAGAAAGUUUCCAGAUCAGGACUCUGUUCAAUUUUCUCAACUACAUAUGUAGGUGUUUUAUAAAGAAAAAGUGAAGCAGUACUUAUAAACCACACAAAUUGAUCAGAGCUUUGUGAAGUACCUUGAACUCUUCUCUUAGCUCCACUGUUAGAUUUUGAAUUAAUUUUUCUCUAAUUUUUUCUCUACCACCUGUUCCUAGGUGGUAGAAUGAGAUAGUAUGUGGGCUACCAGUACUACAGAAAUUGAUUUGAACUUAAACAAAUGAGAGAAUGGAAAAAUAUUUGUUGUGCCAACAUGUGCAAAAAACCAUUUAUUGUGCCUUCUUACAGUGGUUGAGGGAAAAAUGACUGAUAUCAACCUGGAUGUCUGCAAAACAUUUGGCACUGUCCUACAUGACAUCCUUGUCUCUGAACUGGAGAGACUUGGAGCUGAUGGGUGGACCACUUGGUGGAUUAGGAAUUGGCUGGAUGACUGCACUGUGUCCAGUAAAUAUAGCCCUUGCCCUAGCAGCAAAUGAUUCGGCGAAGGAAGUUGGUUUGCUUGAUGCAGACAUAUAUGGACCUUCAAUUCCGAAGAUGAUGAACUUAAAAGGAAACCCAGAGUUAACACCAAAAAAUCUAAUGAGGCCCCUUAAGAACUAUGGAAUCGCAUGCAUGUCUAUGGGUUUCUUGAUAGAAGAGACUGCCCCAGUUGUGUGGAGAGGGCUCAUGGUAAUGUCAGCUGUUGAAAAAUUGUUGAGACAGGUUGACUGGGGUCAGCUGGACUAUUUAGUGAUUGACAUGCCACCUGGGACUGGAGAUGUACAACUGUCAGUAUCACAGAAUAUUCCAAUUGCAGGAGCUGUGAUUGUCUCCACUCCACAAGACGUGGCUUUAUUGGAUGCACGCAAAGGAGCUGAAAUGUUCAGAAAAGUCCAUGUACCUGUUUUAGGACUAGUUCAAAAUAUGAGUGUUUUCCAAUGCCCCAAAUGUAAGCAUGAGACGCAUAUUUUUGGAACUGAUGGUGUAAAAGAUCUGGCAAAAACCCUUGGAUUGGAUGUUUUGGGUGACGUUCCACUGCACAUCAAUAUACGGGAGACAUGUGAUUCAGGACAGCCUGUUGUGAUCUCUCAGCCUCAAAGUGAUGCUGCUAAAGCCUAUCAUGAGAUAGCUAUGGAAAUAUUAAGAAGACUACCAGUACCUCCUGCUUGAAGCAUUUGCCACUAAAAUUCAGCAAAAAAGUGAUUUUUGAGGCCGCAGUGCAGAAGAGUCCUGUUACUUAAAUACAUGGAGGCCAUAUGUUAGUUCUAAGAACUUCUUUAGGAAUUAAUUUACCAGAGGUUAAAUUAUGAUUGUGAUAAUUACUGUUUUUCACAUCGUUGGCCAUGUCCAAAAGGAUUCAAGUAUGCAAAUGAUGAUAGACAAUACUUAACUGCUGAAUUGUAACAUCAUCAAGCAAGAAGGGAAGAAGUGUAUUUUUUUCUGUGUGCCCUAUUUUGAAGUCAAGAAUGUAAAACAGCCUCUCCAUGCAAGGAGAAUGAUGGUAUGCCAAGACAUAAAUUUAAUUUUUAAGCAGGAUUUCAAUACUCUAAUUUCCUUCAGUUUUUGUUCAGAUUUUUACAUGGUUGGCUAUCAAACUGACCUUAAGUUCUGCAAGAUUUUAAAAUCAGUUCUGUAACUGCUGUACUUUUCUGUGUUCAUCUUAAAAGAAGAUUAAACAAAACCACAUAUACUCUGAAGAGUUCUUGUAAUGGAUGAUGAACAAAUUCAUUCAUUAUUGGAUAAAGUUCGAUAGUGAGGCAUUUCAAGUUCAGUGGAGAAUGGAUUACGUGACCCUGAGGCUUAUUUCUCUACUGUUUUACAUUAUAAUGAACCCAGACAGAAGACAAGGUAACAGAGGUCUUCACUGAAAACCAGAUGUUUUUCCUGAGCUCAGUUUGCCACGGAAUGCAAAUGAUCAAGAUAAAUUAAAUUUAUGAUUGCAUAUUCCUCCUACAGCGCAGCAACUUGGAAUUUGAAUAUAAAGAUGUAUUUUUGAAGUAAAGAAAUAUUUGGUCUUCAAA
This is a messenger RNA of Camarhynchus parvulus, 2363 nucleotides long. It is a transcript of the gene NUBPL, whose product is annotated as nucleotide binding protein like. The record is from RefSeq and is a predicted model, not a curated record. Bases 685 to 1512 code for a protein of 275 amino acids. Gene Ontology annotation, molecular function: 4 iron, 4 sulfur cluster binding; ATP-dependent FeS chaperone activity; ATP binding. Gene Ontology annotation, cellular component: mitochondrion. Lineage: Eukaryota; Metazoa; Chordata; Aves; Passeriformes; Thraupidae. Gene Ontology annotation, biological process: mitochondrial respiratory chain complex I assembly; iron-sulfur cluster assembly. The transcript has 10 exons.